AUGGCAAACGUAUGUGUAUUAUUCGGAUUCGCAAAUGCACUAGUGUCCCAAGGAGGUGAUUCUGGUGGCUCAACUCCAGUUUUAUAUAUCUCUCGUGAAGAGGGUGUUGGGAAAAUCGAUAAUAGAGCGGAUCGUAUGGGAAUGAGAAUCAGAACGGAAGAUUUGCUAUUGUACUCGAGUACGUAUAUUGAGGAUAUACUGGACAAAUCUCGAUUGCUUUCUCCUCGGGGACUUAUUGUUGAUUCUAUUAAAACAAUGUAUUUAAAGGGAGUGCCUGGAAGUACAUGGCGUAUCAUGCAUGUAAAUGAAUUCAUGUCUACUCUAUUGAGAUACACAAAAAGCAUUGAUGUACCUGUAUUUCUGAUAGGCAAUGUGACCAAAACUGCUGGACUUGUUAUUGAUGUAAUUGUUAAUGAAUCUCGAACUUUACUGGUUGAGAUUCAGGAGUUAUGCACUCCUGGAAUGCCAGUUUCAUGGAAUGUUAUCCUGCAGAGAGGAUUUAACAUGAUCACUCGUGUUCUGAUGAAGCAAGCAUGUAUGAAUCUUCAAGACAAUGUCACUUUUUUGUAA
Messenger RNA from Papaver somniferum (opium poppy), 570 nucleotides. Its product is annotated as DNA repair protein RadA-like. Lineage: Eukaryota; Viridiplantae; Streptophyta; Magnoliopsida; Ranunculales; Papaveraceae. Gene Ontology annotation, biological process: recombinational repair. The transcript is spliced from 2 exons. Bases 1 to 570 code for a protein of 189 amino acids. The record is from RefSeq and is a predicted model, not a curated record.